UGAUGUGCCCCGUUACCCAACGAGCAAAUCGUCUCAACAAGUAUCUAGCCCGGACAUAACUAACAUUGACAUCGUUAAUAUAUCGAUAUGGACGCCGACCUCGCCUUCGCACUGCAGCUGCAAAAUCAAUUUGACUGCGAGGAGGAGGAGCGCGCGGAGGGACGGCCGAAGUUGGCCGAUGAUGAGGUCGGGUGGGCUAGGCCGAAGCCUCGGUCUCUCCUGAAAGCCCUGCCCGGUGACGUGGCCCCCCGGCCCGGCGAUUCCGAGCGCCGGGCUCGGCCUCUCUCCAUCGUCGAUUCUGCCUGGGAAUUGAUCGACCCUAGUCCGAACGUGUGGGCGCUCUUCUCUCAGUACAACGAGGCGCUCUUCUGGGGGAAGCUUCAGGGCGUCGAAGUGAAGUGGAGCAAGAGAAUGACCCUCUGUGCAGGUGUGUGCUGUUACGAGGGCCGAGGCGGCCUUUGCUCCAUCAAGCUCAGCGAGCCCCUGCUCAAACUUCGGCCCCGUAAGGACCUGGUUGAGACGCUGCUGCACGAGAUGAUCCACGCGCUGCUCUUUGUGACGCACAACAACCGCGAUCGUGAAGGCCACGGCACCGAGUUCUGCAAACACAUGGACCGCAUCAACAAGGAGACGGGAACUAAAAUCACGAUCUACCACAGUUUUCACGACGAGGUGGAUGUCUACCGCCAGCACUGGUGGCGCUGCACGGGGCCGUGCCGCUUGCGCCCGCCGUACAUGGGCUACGUGAAGCGCGCCAUGAACCGAGCGCCGUCACCGCGAGACUUCUGGUGGGACGAGCACCAGCGGACGUGCAACGGUUCCUACGUCAAGGUGCGGGAGCCGGAAGACAAGAAGAAGGCGGCUGGCAAGAGCAGAGUUUCGGCCGAAGGAGAGCAGACGCAAGCGGGCGGAGUGAAGGGACGUGCCGACAAGAAGUCGCCGGCCAAAGACAAGAACGGGACAGACAUUCGUACGUUCAUCCCGUUCUCAGGAAAUGGUUUUCUCCUUGGUGGCGGCGGGUGGCAGCAGCAAAAAUAAUGGGAGACCACACAGUGCUGUACAAGCCAGUUCCACAACCACGGUGGUAAAAACACCCGUGUCGGGUAGAGAAACUAUGACCUCAGCCUCCCAAUCAGCAGUUUCUUCCUUCAAAGUGCCUCCUGUCUUUCCGACCGGCUCACAGCCUGCAAUGGGAAGCUCGUCCCAGGGCAAAAACGGA
Molecule: messenger RNA, 1219 nt
Organism: Lethenteron reissneri (Far Eastern brook lamprey)
Lineage: Eukaryota; Metazoa; Chordata; Hyperoartia; Petromyzontiformes; Petromyzontidae
Gene: SPRTN
Product: SprT-like N-terminal domain
Biological process (GO): DNA damage response
Cellular component (GO): nucleus
Molecular function (GO): single-stranded DNA binding; polyubiquitin modification-dependent protein binding; metalloendopeptidase activity
Source: RefSeq, a predicted model, not a curated record